AUGGACGCGCUGCCGGAGCCGCUGGCGCUCACGGCGCUGCCGCCGCUGUCCCCCACCAUGGAGCGCGCGUUCACCGAGGCCUUCGCGGACAUGACGGAGCUCGAGAAGAGCCAGGACGCGGCCGUGAUCAAGCUCGAGACGCCGUCGUCCUCGACGCACGCGUGGCCCUGCAGCAGCGACGACGACGCCGUCAGCACCAAGCCGCGCGCGGCGUCCUCGCCCUCGCCAGCCCCCGCGCCGGCCUCGCAGCAGCUCAAGACCAUGAGCCCGAGCGAGAACAAGAGCAAGAGCAAGAGCAUGAGCAAGAAGCAGACGGCCGAGGACAAGCGCGCGCGCCGCUCCGCCAUCGAGAAGAAGUCGCGCCAGCGGCGGCAGAACGUGCUGCGCCGCAUGCGCGAGGAGGUCAAGCAGCUCGAGGGCGUGUACGCCGCCAUGGCGCAGCGCAAGGACGCGCCGCCCGUGGCCUGGGACGGCUUCGGAGCCGUGGACGAGCUGCAGCAGAAGUACUCGGAGCUGUCGCUGGUCGCGCACGCGCUGGAGGAGGACCAGGAGGCGCUGCAGGCGCUGCUCAGGCAGCACGAGGAGUUCCAGAGGACGGACUUGGCCGAGAAGAAGAAGCACGAGGUCUGGGACACGGGCGUGCCGCCCAGCGCGUCCUUCCGCGCCGAGUUCAAGAGGAUGAGCGUGGCCGAGUGCUACGCGCUCGUGCGCGAGUCGUACGAGCAGAUUCAGCGCUUCAACGAGAGCGAGAACUUUGAGACCACGGGCGCCAACUUCAUGGGCUGGACGGACAAGCGCAAGUACGACUCGCGGACGGGCGCGCUGCAGUACGGCUUCACCAAGAAGUUCCCCAUGGAGAGCGCCGAGGGGCUGCUCAUGAAGACGUGGGAGAUCUUCUCAGACGGGCACAAAUUCAGGGAAAUGUCCUUCGACGAGUCCAUUGACACGCGGUACGAGGUGCUGCAGGAGCUGAACGACGACCUGCUCAUCGUCCGGAGAGACCACAGGAUCCCCACCGUCGAGACGACGUUCGCCUCCAUUCAGGUCAUGUUCCGCCUGCAGACCCCGUCGGGCUACACAUUAUGCAUGCGAACCAUCCCCGCACCGGAGAUUCACGCCGCCAUGUCCCCCCACGAAUACUUUUACGAGCUCUUCCACUGGACGCACUUUAACCGAGUGUAUGACGACCACGGCGAGCCCGCAGGCUGCGAGCUCGUAGCCGCCGGGUCGAUCGAAGACCAGAACCAGCUCAAGUCGUCGUACUGGCUGUUCGAGCUCGUGUGCUCCGUGCUGCGCUGGGAGAACGCGUGCGUCGGGCCGCUGUUCCUCAAGCAGAUAUAA
Molecule: messenger RNA, 1341 nt
Organism: Phytophthora sojae
Lineage: Eukaryota; Oomycota; Peronosporomycetes; Peronosporales; Peronosporaceae
Exons: 3
Coding region: 1-1341 (446 amino acids)
Source: RefSeq, a predicted model, not a curated record